AUGUCUCCUCUAUCGCUAGAAAAUAACGACUUCCAACCAGCUCCCAAGUUGUCCCUAAAGGACAUCAACGAGAACGUUGUUGAUGCUAAAUUUGCUAUCAGAGGGUCUAUCUCCAUCAAGGCAGAGGACCUACAAGUGCAAUUGAACAAGAACCCCCACUGUUUGCCUUUUGACGAGAUUACAGUGGCUAACAUCGGUAAUCCGCAAGAAUUGAACCAAAAGCCACUCACUUUUGCUAGACAAGUGGUCUCCAUCUUGCAAUACCCUGAAUUGUUGAAUAACCGUGAUGUCCUCACCAAGGAGAAAAUCUUCAAUUCUGACUCUUUUGAUAGAGCUGAAAGAUUACUUCGCGAUAUCGGUGGAUCAGUGGGAGCUUACUCUGCCUCACAAGGUGUCUACGGUAUAAGAAAAACAGCUGCUGAAUAUAUCACCAAGAGAGAUGGAGGUGAACCAUCAUAUCCAGAGGAUAUAUUUCUCACUACAGGUGCCACCUCUGCAGCUUCUUACCUACUGUCCGUCCUUUGUAGGGGCCCACAAACAGGUGUCUUAAUCCCAAUUCCACAGUAUCCUUUGUAUACAGCCACUUUGGCUUUGAACAAAUCCACUAUGAUCCCCUACUAUCUUGAUGAAGAAUCGGCAUGGUCCACAAACACGACAGAAAUUGAAAAAUUGGUCCUGGAUUCCAUAAAGAAGGGCAUUAAACCUUCAGUUAUAGUGGUUAUUAACCCUGGGAACCCAACAGGUGCCGUCCUAUCUGAAUUAGCUAUUGCAAAGAUUUUCCAAAUUGCUGCCAAAUAUGGGAUAGUGGUCCUAGCUGAUGAAGUGUAUCAGGAAAACAUAUUUGAUGGCGUGCAAUUCCAUUCUACAAAGAAAGUUUUGAGAGGUUUGCAGAAACAAUAUCCGGGCAAGUUCGAUAACAUUCAAUUGGCAUCCAUGCACUCCACUUCAAAGGGUGUCUUUGGUGAAUGUGGUCAAAGAGGUGGAUAUAUGGAAUUAGUAGGCUUCACUGAUGAAGUGAGACAGCUUCUCUUGAAAUUGGCAUGUCUGGCCGUAUGCUCCGUCGUGACAGGUCAAGCAAUGGUAGAUUUAAUGUUAUUACCACCAAAGAAGGGUGAUGCCUCGUAUGAGCUAGACAAGAAGGAACGUCAAGAAAUUUUUGAUGCCAUGUAUGAAAGAGCAAGAAAACUAUACGCAAUGUUUGAUAAGCUGGAUGGUAUUGAAUGUCAAAAACCUCAGGGGGCCAUGUAUUUAUAUCCAAGCUUGAUUUUGUCCAAGAAGGCAAUAGCAAAGGCGGAAAGUUUAAAUUUGACACCAGAUGAAUUUUAUUGUCAUGAAUUAUUGGAUGCCACAGGUAUAUGUACUGUGCCAGGCUCAGGUUUCGGGCAGAAAAAGGGAACCUACCAUUUGAGAACUACGUUCUUGGCACCAGGUAUAGAGUGGAUCAAUAAAUGGGAAAAAUUCCAUAAACACUUUUACGAAAAAUAUCAAGAUUAA
Messenger RNA from Naumovozyma castellii, 1494 nucleotides. RefSeq names its product alanine transaminase ALT2 (gene ALT2). The record is from RefSeq and is a predicted model, not a curated record. NCBI's taxonomy places the organism in Eukaryota, Fungi, Ascomycota, Saccharomycetes, Saccharomycetales, Saccharomycetaceae. The coding region runs from base 1 to 1494 and encodes 497 amino acids. The transcript has a single exon.